This is a messenger RNA of Portunus trituberculatus (swimming crab), 579 nucleotides long. RefSeq lists its product as uncharacterized. The coding region runs from base 1 to 579 and encodes 192 amino acids. The transcript is spliced from 4 exons. The record is from RefSeq and is a predicted model, not a curated record. NCBI's taxonomy places the organism in Eukaryota, Metazoa, Arthropoda, Malacostraca, Decapoda, Portunidae.
AUGUGCUGGGCUCCAGACCCACGACAUUUCCUCCUGCACCAUCCACACUCCCACCACAGCCACAACCACGAGCCCGGCCCCACCACCCACACCCUGGAGCAAAGGGAGUCGUCCACUUCAGAGCAUGCGGAGUGGCCUGACAGUGGAGGAGGGCCCCACACCUCACUGGCAGAGGAGAACGUUGAGCACAUCCUCUUAGAAAAUGAGUCUGGGAGAAGCACUACAUCCUCCAACACCACUGUAGGGGAGGAGGGAGGUGAUGACUUCCCACUGCCACCCACCUGUUCCAACCUGAGAGUGAUGGGCCACACCCUUGUCCUGGCCAGGUCCUCCUUCCAGGUGGUGGGGCUCCAUCCCUUCACUUCCUACUGGUUCCUGCUCCUGCCUCACUACAAGGGUGUGCUGGGUGUGCCUUCCAACAUGCAGUCUUUACAACACCACAGGAUGUGCCUGCAGGGUGGCCAGUGCUCUCAAGGUGGUGGGCCGCUAGAGUGGGGCAGGACACAUAUGCCCUCACCCUUCACUGGCGACCACUGCCCCCACACCUUGCCCACGGCAUCAUCAACAGGUAUCAGGUGA